UGUGAUCAGUGUUUGAAUUUCAUCAACUCAUUUGCAUUUUAAAGGACAUACCCAAAACGGCACAUUUUGCACACACCAACAAAGUGGCAAUUUUAACAUGCUAUAAUAAAUUAUUUAUAUGGUAUUUUGAACUAAAACUUCACAUAUGUUCUCUGGGGACACCAAAGAUUUAUUUGAUAUCUUUAAAAAAGUCUUCUGCCAUGGCCACUUUAGUGAAUGAACGGCGAUAUGGAUGUAGUUUCAUAAAGAUUUCUAAAAAAAAACAAUUCUACUUUUGUGUCCAAUUAAAAAGAUUUAAUUAAAGAGUGACAUUAAAAGCUUGUUAACAUUUUUGAGUCAUUUUUGCUUUGAAACGAGGAUAAAUAAAUGUGUAACAAAAAAGAUGCCAAUUCGAUACAGUAAUUAACUAAAUCAAACGACGCGCGUGCGCAAUGCAACGAAACUUUCCACUAAAAAGAUUAUUUUAAGUUAUUUAAAUAAAAAAAUAUAUAUUUUGAGUUUGACAGCAAAUAUUUCCCCUUUUAUCAGUCCUCAAAAAAUCCCCGAAGAACAGACGACGAGUUAUCCGUUUCAUUUUACACCACCAACAUCCAAGCCAGCGACGCGACAUAAACAGAACGCGACGCUCACGUUAUAAAUCAGCGAAGCUGUCUAUACAACACAACAAGCCUGCGAAAUAAAUACAGCGUCCGUUAUUUAAACGCAAUGAAGACAUGUGUCCAACAUGAUGUCAGGACAAAACAGUGAUCAACUGCAUCGAAACACUUUGGGCAUUUAUACAAACAUAAUGGAGCAGUUCAACCCAGGUCUGCAGAGAAUGGUGGCACUGGGAAACAACUACAUUCAGGCUUUCCAAGCCCUUGCUGUCACAGGUGAGGCCUAUUUCAAUGCUUUGGCUAAAAUGGGUGAACAGGCCAUGCAGCGUGUGUCCUCACGUUUGCUGGGUGAUGUAUUGAUACAGAUCUCAGAGAAUCAGAAGAGAUUCAACAGUGAACUGGAGGGAGUGUUUCGUUGGUUUCACUCUGAGGUCCUGCAAGACAUGGAACACAAUGUCAGGUUGGAUAAAGAGUACAUAUUAGCUAGCAAGAGGCAAUAUGAGAAUGAGGUGAGAAACCAGGCAACCGCAUUGGAGAGACAAUUGAGGAGAGGGAUUCCACAGGAUGGCAGUGAAUAUGUGCGGUUUCUGAGGGAGAGUCAAAAAGAGGCGCUAAAGGAGGAAGAAAGGAGAUAUCGAUUCCUGGCUGAGAAACACUGCGGUCUCUCCCAGUCCAUUGCCUAUCUCAUGAACAAGACAGGGGGCGGGCUGCAGAACAAAGUAGAGGGGUGGAAAGAUCUGGUGAAUCACACCAGAGAAGCACGUCCACGCACUCCUCCGCGACUUGAUGAUAAUGUGUUUAGUGAUGGUGUUAGUCGUUUUGCGGAGCCUUUGGGCAGAGUUCCCUCUAGAGGCCCCUCCCCCCAGCACAGUCGUUCAAACUCUUCCUCGGGAUUUCCUGGAGGCAGAGUGAUGCGAGCACUUGUGUCCCACCCUCCCGCCGCGAACCCCACCCUCCUGCCAUUCGCCCAGGGAGAAACCAUAACCUUGCUUGUUCAGGAACCAAGGAACGGCUGGCUGUAUGGCCGCUGUGACAGUUCAGGACGGCAGGGCUGGUUCCCAGCUGCUUAUGUAGGUCCCACAGAUGAGCCACCUGAACCGCCUGCCCCCAGCUAUCGUAGAAGCAGCACCGGUAUGAGUAACCAUUUUGACCAACCCGUCAGCAGCAGCCACCAUGUGGCUCCGCCCCCAGCGCCUCCUCCACCUCCAUCAUUUAAAUCCAGCACGUCCAGGCCAGUUACGCCCACCCCUUCAGAAAAUAAAAGACAAGAUAGUUAUGGAUCUCGACCAGAACUUUUUCCAAGAGGCACAAAUCCAUUUGCCACUGUGAAGCUGAAACCCACAAAAACCAAUGAUAGAUCUGCUCCACGUGUAUGAAUAACAUUUGAGCCAAUGAGAGUUCAGAUCCUGCUUGCAUAUCAGCGCUGCACAUUUUCCGUCGUUCAAUCAUGCAUAUUCAAAGACAUUAAUUUUUCACUGUAAUUUUAUCAGUAAAUGCAUUCCAGUUUAGAUAAUGUGACUUGGCAAUGAUCAACGACUGGUCUUUUAAAACCCAUUAAAAUGAGUAGUUAGGCCUUCAGAGUUAAUGCAUGGGAAAAUCUGCCUCUGAAGGGGCAAUCUAUAAUUUCUUUAUCUAUACGUCACUAAAGUUCCUGCAAUAAGAAUCUUGAAUAUCAGUAGUGACUGUGUGUCAUCAAACGUUAUAUUUCCUGGUUGUCUUAUGUUUUACUGUUAUCAGAUUUUUGUAUGUCAGCUUUAAUUUCAAAUUCUGUUUUAUUCAAAGUGUACGUCUUUAUUAACAUUGUAUAUAAUUUGCAUUCUACUUUAUACAAAUCCUCAUUUUUAAGUAUCAAUGGUUGUUAUUAAAGCACUUUAAAUGUCUAGCAGUGGUUUAACUACAGUUCUAUGUGGUUUGACCCUUGACCCCUGGCGCCUUUGAUAACCCAGCCAUCGGAUGCUAUCCCGCUCCGUGCUUGAACUCCGUCUUUAGGCUCAGGUAAUUCUUCUGACGUGCCCAAUUAUGCAGCCCUUAAAUUGGGUGUUCGGUCCGUUUAAGUGCCUAUAAAGUGAAUGUCCUUUUAACCUUGACAGUAAUUGGCGCGACCUUUUACCAAGGUGUCAAACCCAUUAGCACAAACUCAUUUGUAUGUUUUCUCAACUCAAAAGAUUUAAUUAAUGCAGAAUUUUUAAAAGAUAAAUAUGGUGGCCUUUAUCACAGCGAUUCAUUGUGUGGUUUGCUUGAUAAAUAAAAGAAACAAAAUACAACAUUUAAGCACUCCAAGAGUUAUCUCUAUUGGUUCUUCACACCUUUAAGUGUUUAUAUGAAGAAAUGUUGAUUCUGUGUCUCGUAAAAAGUUAGCGAGGUGACCUUUUCAACUGUAGUGAUGGUAUAAAUGGUACAAGCAGCAAUUAUUGUAUUUUUAAAGGCCAUCAAACAUGUUUUUGUUGGAACAAUGUGCCCUGAGGAAUUGUGCAUAAUAAUUCUGUAUAAUUUAAUAUGGUUAAGAAGGGUUUUACGUCUUGAAGGGAUAAUUAAAAUUAAAAUUCUGUCAUCAUUUACUCCCCAUAAAGUUGUUUAAAACCUGUAUAAAUACUUUUAUCUGCUUAACACGAAGAAAGAAGAAUGUUUGUAACUAAACAGA
Paramisgurnus dabryanus is the source of this 3237-nucleotide messenger RNA. The record is from RefSeq and is a predicted model, not a curated record. NCBI's taxonomy places the organism in Eukaryota, Metazoa, Chordata, Actinopteri, Cypriniformes, Cobitidae.